AUGCUGCUUCCUCCCACCGAUCCGCACCUUUCGACCGCAAGCACGCAAUCAACGUUCGAAACCAUGGGACAUACGUGGCGCAACGUCAACUCGCCGCAGGUCGUACCUGAAGCUCACGAUGAUCUCUCCGACGAGUAUUCAUGCUAUCAGCAACGCGUUGAGAGCCGCGCUUCUGGUACUGCGGCGGUGGAGACUGCAAAGCAUAAUCGCCGACGCGACGCAGCAUUGUCACGCCUCUACAACGUGUUCGACGGCAAGAGUGACUCGGGCGACCAGAAGCCAUACAGUCAGACUGUUAGCGCCAACAGCGAGGACGGAUGUGUAGGGCAGCCUGAGCAACCAUCAACGCCCAAGAAGAACCGCGUUCCGCUCCUUUGGCAUGGACUACCAUCCCCAGAAACCCCGACAUUUCGCAACUAUACACGAGCUAUUCCUUCAACUAGCACUGCGCAAGAGGAGCUAUCAUGGCAGACUUCCCUUGAGGAGACCAAGGUUAGUAUCGAGACCGCCCUAAGCAAAGCGAAAGACGAUUCCAAUGAGUUUUCAAUUCCGGCGCAGUCUCCCAUGGACCUUGAAGAAGCCAAUGAAGACGAUAGCAAGCCUAUGAUCUCCCAGUCUCCCGAUGUUGAUACCCGGGCUGAUGCGAGACUUGCGCGCCAACUGGAAGAGUCGCUCAGUCCGACGGCCACGCGUCGCAGUACCAGACUGCGCACGCAGCCCAAGCCAACUUAUACUGUUCAGCCACUGCUGGCAGCGCCCAAGUCUGCUCGCAAACUACUUUCCGCAGCGAAAGCGGCAGAACCCCAAGUGCAGCCAGAGUACGACACUCAACCCAUCAAGGCCGAUCCUAUACCGUUCGAUGGACUAUCCACUGUGCACUCGCUAUCUUGGCAACUCCAAUACCCUCCGGGCGGAAGCACUCACCCCUGUUACCCGUAUCCUGCCCUGGACCCUCGUCUGCUCUUCCAUCAAGCCUUUGUCCCAAUCAUUGGCGGCUUACCCGACUUCACCUUGGUUCAAAAGCUUGUACUUCCCAUGGGCUGGAAGCAAGUUUCAUGGUCAGGCCUGCUGCCGAUCGUGUUUGAUCCAUAUCGCCAAGCGUUCAAGCUCACACCAGUUGGGCCGAUGCCACUCACAUGCGAGGAACUUCACCAACAGGGUCUUCACAAGUAUGUUCCCGGCGGCGAGCUGCACCCAGAAUAUGGCAUGCUGCCUGACAUGCUCAAACUCAGCGAUGGGAGCGAUACUGACGUAUUCAACUUCGACGGGGUCGAUUGGGUCUUGCCAUGGAAGGGCCAGAUUGACUUCCACGCCCCCUCCAAUGCUACCACCGAGCAGCUCGGCAGCUAUGAGAUCACCAGCCCCGUUGGCUCCGACACUUUUGCGCCUGUUCUUAUCCAUCCAUGGAGCGAGGCGCGAGACUGCCCGGACAAGGUCUUCGACAUCUGCGAUGCGUGGCGCUGGCUAUCAUCCAAAGAGACCAACCCUGACACGGACUUCACCCCUACACCUGGUAUGAACUGGCGCGGAACCGGCGCAAUACGCUCGAUGCGUAAGUUCAAGUUCCCUAUUCCCGAGCUGAUGAUGCUUGCCAUGCCGGAUCCGACUACAACGGAGAACAAGCAUAUUGUAUUGCUCCAGAACCAAGAUGAUGGAGUCAAAGAUAAGAACCAGUUCUGUCCAUUCAAAAGUGUCGCGACAUCCAUCACGGUUGACAUAACCCUCCUUGGCGACACCGAGUUCACGAUCAUGGAGCUACUGUCGUACUUUCCUCAACACUACUACUGGGGUCAUGCUGCUGAGCGAUUCAUGAGAGCUGGGGUUACAUGGAGCUUGGUACGGGACUCUCUCAUUAUGACACGAGGUCUUCAAGGCGAUGAAGUCAUGAUGGCGAGUAGUAUCUGUAAUGCAGCAAAAGCUGCCAGGAAGAGGGAUUGCGUCAAGGUCGAAGAGAUGGACAUUGAUGAAGUUGGCAAGGAUACACCGUCGCCCACGCUCACACCAGCUAUCAAUUCCACUAUCGUUGACUUGACCUCGAGCUAUACAGCUGAAGGGUGGACUUACAACGUAUGGGAGAAGAUCGACUACCCGCUGCUCGCGCUCGCGCACGGUUUGCAACUUUGGCCUACUGGUCUGGAUGCCGGUCCGCUGACAGCACUCAUACGGUGGUGCAAAGAGAAAGGUCGAUACAAAGCCAUGCUUAGCGAAGUUCCUGCGCUGCUGAAAGAAGCAGGCAUUGAGCCACUGAUUGAGCCGGGUGAGAACGGAUGUCCGGAUAAGGAAUUUACAGGCAGACACGCUGGGGCAUUGAAGAAGGAUAGGCUCAGGGUGGUUCGAGAUGCGGGUGUCAACAAGAGGGCACUCGAUGGCGGUGCUAGUGAGACUCAGGGAAAGAGGAGGAAGGCUGAGUAG
Alternaria triticimaculans is the source of this 2412-nucleotide messenger RNA. RefSeq lists its product as uncharacterized. The record is from RefSeq and is a predicted model, not a curated record. NCBI's taxonomy places the organism in Eukaryota, Fungi, Ascomycota, Dothideomycetes, Pleosporales, Pleosporaceae. The transcript is spliced from 3 exons. Bases 1 to 2412 code for a protein of 803 amino acids.